GCCGAGCACGGCGCAGCCUGCAGAUUGGAGCUUCUUGCGCGCCCCUGUCAUGUCCCCGGGGCUCCCCGGCCCCGCGCUGGCCCUGGCGCUGCUGCUGCCCGGGACUCGCAGUGACUGUGGGUCCCUGCCAAAGCUGAAUCAUGCUAUCCCCUCUGAUAUGGAUCGGAUAGAGGGCUUCCCUGUUGACACACAAGUUACAUACAGAUGCCGUGAUGGGUUUGUUAAUUCCCUGGAAAGUCAGACACUGUAGUGUGCCUUUCAAACUCACAAUGGUCAAACAUCAACGAGUUUUGUGGUCGUAGCUGUGGUACCCCAACAAGAUUUAAGUUUGCUGCCUUAAGUAAGGAAGAUGAGAGCAAGAAUUACCAUCCUGUUGGGAUCACUGUGAGAUAUACUUGUUGCCCAGGGUAUGAGAACAUCACGGAAAUGCUUGUUGUUCGUACUUGUCUUGAAAACUUAACAUGGUCAGAAGCCCCUGAGUUUUGUAGAAGGAAAUCAUGUGGUCAUCCAGGAGAACUACUCCAUGGCAGAGCUGUUCGUAUAACAGAAUUUCCGUAUGGUGCAAAAAUAGACUUCCUCUAUGGAGAUGGGUACAAAUUAAUUGGGCGGCCUUUCAUUCAAUGUAGACUUAAGGGAGAUGAAGUUGAAUGGAGUGAACUUCCAACUUGCCAAGGUAGCUGUGGUGCCCCAACAAGGUUAAAGUUUGCUGCCUUAAGUAAGGAAGAUGAGAGCAAGAAUUACCAUCCUGUUGGGGUCACUGUGAGAUAUACUUGUCGCCCAGGGUAUGAAAACAUCACGGAAAUGCUUCUUGUUCGUACUUGUCUUGAAAACUUAACAUGGUCAGAAGCCCCUGAGUUUUGUAGAAGGAAAUCAUGUGGUCAUCCAGGAGAACUACUCCAUGGCAGAGCUGUUCAUAUAACAGAAUUUCUAUAUGGUGCAAAAAUAGACGUCCUCUGUGAACAUGGGUACAAACUGAUUGGGCGGCCUUUCAUUCAAUGUAGACUUAAGGGAGAUGAAGUUGAAUGGAGUGAACUUCCAACUUGCCAAGUGAUUACUUGUCCUUCCCCUCCUUACAUUGCCAAUGGGACAUACGAUGGCAGGGGUGUAGAAAAUUUUGCUUACAACUCAACAGUAACUUACCGCUGUGACCCUGGGUUCCGGCUUAUUGGAGCUGCCUCCAUUCAUUGUACAACAAAAGAUAAAAUAAGUGGAAUCUGGAGUGGACCUGCUCCUGAAUGCAAAGACACAACUGCACAUGACCUAUUAAAAGGAAAUAAAACAAGUGGUACUUUCUCAGGUUCUAAUAAGGCAUCCAAUAACACGGUACUUGAGAAACAUAAGAAAAAGAGAAUAAAAAGACCGUAUUAUGUAUCACAAUUCCAAAACAAACAUUUCACCAUCACUUCCUCCCAUUCUUCCUCAUUUCCCAGAGGUGACCUGAGGACACGAGGUAGUUGGAUUACUCCACCACUGUUCAGAUUUGCUGUACCACUGUACAUUAAUCAGAACUAUUGUUCUGUCAGAACCAAGGAAAGAUCUAUUUGCCGCCAAAGUUACAUGGGAAUCUCUGGAGUAUUACCCAGCGCCACGUGCUUUCAAAACUUAAAAUGGUCAGAAGUCCCAGGGUUCUGUGGAACGAGAUCUUUGCUAUCCAGGAGAACAAGAGCAUGGCAGAGCUGCUGCUAUAACAGAUUUCCAAUUCGGUGCAAGAGUGGCUUUCACCCGUGAAGAAGGGCGAGUAUCAGGCUGUGGAGAAUGACUUAGAGCUGCUGGCUGACUCUGGAAACUGAGCAUCAAAGGUGCAUGCUGCACCUCCACCUUGAAGUUGAAAUGGGCUUAGUCUUCUUCUGGUAAACUGGACAGUACAGCUUGGUAGAGGGGAGCCUAGACACGUAUGAGAGAGCCCUUCAGAUCCCUGAAGAUUGCAGAAGAACUAUGCAAACAGAUAUUCUGAUGCUCCCAUGACAUUUUUACAAAGGACUUGUCGCAUCCGAACACCUUUCUCUUCAUGUCUGAAACAUGAAAGAGCCCUGAAAAACCUGCCUGCCUUCAAUGUUAGAUAAUCUCGGAGCAGCUCAGUUGCCUCAUCCGUGCUGUACUCUUACUGCUAAUUUCCAAAUAUAAUAUUUGGUAUAAACUAAGGUAUUACGUGCUGCUUCCAUAUGUAUGGCUUGUUCCUGGGAUCUGUUAACUGAUAUUCAUGAGUUUUCUAUUUCAGUUGACUUUAAUUUCUUCUCUCUAUAUUGAGACUAGCCAUUAUCUUGGUAAGCAAAUAAAAACAUUUUUUAAGCUUUCAGUUUUUUUAAUAUUUCACUUUCUCAAUCUCAAACCAAUAUUGCCUUAAUUGUAGAAAGCCACUGUAAGAUACUUGAAUUUCUGUGGGGCUGAAGUAGUUAUUUGCCUAUAAUGCCAUUGUCACGUUGUGCAGUCCAUACGUUUUAUAAAAAUAUAAGUGAAUGUAAUGUAACUGGGAUAUGCUUCAUGCAAAAGGUCUCUUGUAAGGUAUCAUUACAAAGCUCAUAAUCUGAGUGUGAUCAUCCUAUUUGUAGAAAUGUACCACUCU
Molecule: messenger RNA, 2563 nt
Organism: Chrysemys picta bellii (western painted turtle)
Lineage: Eukaryota; Metazoa; Chordata; Testudines; Emydidae
Source: RefSeq, a predicted model, not a curated record